AUGGCUGGUAUAUUCGCCUUGAACGAGUUGCAGUGUCGUAAUGAAAAGUUAUUCUACCGAAUUUUGAGUGAAAAUGUCAAGGAAUUGAUGCCUAUUGUGUACACUCCUACAGUCGGCUUGGCUUGCCAGGAAUUUGGACAUAUUUAUCGGCAUCCCAAAGGUCUCUAUAUAACGAUCAAUGACAACAGCAUUAGCAAAUUUAUCAAAUUCUAUGCAAUUGGCCAAUAUCGACCGUACAGGUAA
Molecule: messenger RNA, 243 nt
Organism: Ostertagia ostertagi
Lineage: Eukaryota; Metazoa; Nematoda; Chromadorea; Rhabditida; Trichostrongylidae
Source: the annotation of a GenBank genome assembly